Messenger RNA from Patiria miniata (bat star), 4100 nucleotides. Its product is annotated as coiled-coil domain-containing protein 33-like. Gene Ontology annotation, cellular component: peroxisome. The transcript is spliced from 23 exons. Lineage: Eukaryota; Metazoa; Echinodermata; Asteroidea; Valvatida; Asterinidae. The coding region runs from base 202 to 3318 and encodes 1038 amino acids. The record is from RefSeq and is a predicted model, not a curated record.
UGUUUGUUUUUCGAUUUGGUCCGUUCAGUCAGUGCAAACAAAUCCGUCCAAAACUCCAUUUUUGCCAGUAUUUUCCAUCCACGGCAUGGUGAGCAGCCUUCCAUGUUGUCGUCUCCAUAAGUUGGAGUCAUAAUAGAUGUCGUGAAAGCAGUAGCUUCCUCGAGGGUUAAAGGUUAGACCAACAAUGAUCAAUGCCUUACAAUGGAUGUCGUACGGAUAGAGGAAAAGGAUUUACUCUUCAGUUUCGAAGUGAAGGACUGCUCCUUUAAUACGCCCGGCAGUUAUUACAUUAAACUGUCUAUUCAGUGUCCAGCAGAUGAGGCGCAGGAGUUACUCAAGCAGGUCAAGGUUUGGCCUGGUGAAGACGAAGAUCUGUCAGUUGAGGAUGUUUCUAUGGUAACCAGCACUGUAGACGUAACAGAGACCAACAAAAAUGAGCCACAAACAUUCACGGACAACAAGUUCACUUUUAGUCUUCCUAAAGGUCUCUGCUCGCCCGCUGCCGCUCACGAAAUCACACUCCAAGUGCAAAUCUUUCCGUAUACCGAAGACGACCUUGCAGAAAGCACCAUCUCCAACCUCGGCCAGGCCACUUUUACCAUCUAUCCGCGCACCAGCACCCCACUCAUCAGUCUUCUCAAAGCGAACCAGGGGGGAGAUUUGUACCAGCACAGCGGAACGCUGAACCUGAGGAGAUCGCUGAGCGAAGAUGGUUUGGCUGUCCUUGGCGGAAGGCUGAACUACCAACUGAGUUUGAGGAUAAAACCAGAAAUAGAACCAGAACCAGAGGUUCCACCAGAACCAACUCCUGUUGAGGAACCACCACCAGUGCCAGAACUCUCACCGGAACCGGUGACAGAGACGGAGACAAGACCCAGGACAACAUCCCUCCCUACCCAGAGACCUGUGAUUGACGAGGGUAAGCAUCCUAGGAAAGAGACCAAUCCGAGGAGGGGUUCGGAUCUUCUGAGACGGAAUCACAUCUCCAGACCAGACCAGGAGGAGUUGCUUGUGAUUGUCCAUGCUGCUGCCAAUCUUCCCAGGUUGCCGGAUGGGUCUGCGCCUAGAGCUUAUGUUGCAGGGAUCUGUGAUUCGUCAAUCAAAGAGCCCACGCAAGGAGUCAGCGCUACGCACUGUGCUCAGUCUGCUAGCACCAACCCAACCUGGGAGGAAGCUGUCCAAAUCACUGUACCUAUGAAGGGAGUAGAGGAAAAGUCAGGGAACCAGACCAAAGAUGUUAUGUUGCAAGUAAUCCACGAGACUUCCCGAGCUACGAUACUAGAGUACAAACUUGCCCUGUAUCAGUUUCGACCGUUUCAUCACUAUCAUUUGGACCUCGUCCAGGAUGAAAGCCAUCUUUUUAUCUCGGUUCUACGAAGACUGCCCCUCCUGACGAGAUUGGACGACAAUUUGCUCCAAUCCCAAGAUGCACUUGGUUUCCAUGGUUUAGAGGUCUUGUUGCUAGGCGCGGAGGAAAAAUUGGCCAAUCCCGUGGGGCCUCUCAUAGCGGCUGCCAGACUCAUUCCUGAUCUGUUCACCUAUAGGCAGCAGACAGCAGAGCGCAAUCUCCAAGCAUUGAGCGUGGUGCCGCUAACCGUCGCGUACCCCGACCCACACCCCUCGUCAUUUCUAAUUCCCCAGGGUGGAAUAAAGGAGGGGCAUCCGCAGGUGAGUCUAGUGGGUCAGCCUGAGGACCAGCCUGAAUGGCACCACGCCUUCCUCUUCACCCAACCCAGGGAAUUAGCCUCUCUCUUCACCGACAUUGCUGCAUUGGCUCUCCAGUUCUAUCCAGCAACUGCCGCUUUCAGCGGUGAUGGAUGGUCGUUGCAUUCUCCAUCAGGGUAUUGUGCCCAGCUCUUAGACACUAACGUCUACCGUGCGUUGAGGAGCAGUCGAGGUAGGCUCGGGAUACGAGUCAAGUUGCCCCUUCAGGGUAGCGAUUUGAAAACAAGAGAAAACAAGACGCCACACGUAUCAGUAAUACUACGACUCAUCGCUUCCACGAAACCAGACUCCUUGGCGACGUCCAGUGAUCUCGACAUUCUGCCAAGCUUGCCAACAUUCUACGAGCACGAGCUGAAGACUCCCGAACCGUCGUUUCAGCCUUCGUCAGUGGUUCCGUCGCCAACUCCAACACCCCAGCCAGACCCCCAGCCAGACCCCCAGCCGGACCCCCUACCAAUGGUAGCACACACCCCACUCCCGGUGCCUCUGUACCCACCCAGGCAAAAUGCAAGAAGAUUUGUGACUAUGGAUGAUGACGACCUCCCUACCCACAAUGCAAUGCGGGACCUGCUGCCAUCGUCCAGACACCGCAACCCGCCCACGAGGCAUUCUGAUAACGGCCUGAUCCCGACGCGUCUCCCGCCCAGUCCGGAUCCGUACCGAUACAAAGACCGAAAACCAAAACCCAAUUCAGCACCGACAGAGAAUGACAAGUAUUCACUGAGUCUGAUGGACGCCCAGCAGAAGGAGAUUUCGAGUUACCGCGAGGCUCUGAACAGGAUGGGAGAAGAGAUUGUGCGAUUGCAGGAACAUAUUGGCCGGUUGGAAGGGGACAAUAGCAAGCUACGUCAGCGCAUCAACAUGCACGAAGAUGCUUCAAGGGCAAUGGUGACGAACGAUGACCUGGAUGACGUUACCAAAGCAGAACUUCUGGAGAAGUAUGUGGUCGUACGGCAGAAGUUGGCGAGGCAAGUGGCCGAGACCACCAACUACCGAGACCAGGUCCUGAAACUGCAAAAUGAUAUGAUUAAGCAAAACGACCGUGAGCAGCUGUAUCUCAGUCAGAAAGAUGCGCAAGCAGCGCAUUCAAACGCCUUACAGGACAAACAGACUAAGAUCAAGAAACUGGAGAGAACGUGUCGCGAACAGGAGAAAGCCCUGGAGAAGAUGGAGAAGCUUCUCAUGAGUAAACGACCCAUGAAUGCCAAACAAGAAGACGCCAGGAGAAACGAGGUUGAUCUCAUCGCAGCCGAAAACGCCAGACUGAAGGCGCAAAUAGAACAAAUCCGAGUGGAUUCUGCCAAUAAGACAUCCAGGAACAACGACGCAGAGAAAAUGAUGAUGCAACUUCAGCUGGAGAAAGCCAAAAGCAGAGUACAGUCACUGGAGAGAGAGCUUAUGGAGAAAGCGCGCGAGUGGGGCAAGCAGAAGGAAUCGCUACGCUUACGCAUGGGCGAACAACAUCAAAGUUACAGCCAGAGGGCGCUACCACCGUUACGCGACAGAGGAUACAACCAUUACAGCGAUGACGAAAUGGACCGCGGUUACAGAGGUUUGCACCAGCAUUCGCCCAUCUCACACCCAUACUUCUGAUGGGCAGUCCCCUUGGUAAUGAGCACCCUAAAAGCUGAUAGGUACUUCACAUGACUGGAAGCGAAGACAAUUUUAAAUCAGGAAAUAGUCACUGUGAAAUUUGCUAGACUUGAAAACUUAAAGCGAAAUCUUGAGAUGACGUCACAAACCCGCGUUUGUGUUCGCGCCGAGUAUGACCGGGCCCUUAGUCUGCACCUAGAUACUAGAAAGGUUUUCCCACAUGACAGUCGGUUAGUCAGUCAGUUAGUGCGAAAGCUAGGCUGGCUCUCGGGGACCAGCACGACAUUUGAAAUAUAACUUCAGAAUUAUGGAAAUAAUACAAACAUUUAUAUCAGUGUAAAUGAUCAAACUUGCCUUAAUUUUAGAAUAGCCAGAAAAAAAUAUCUCUUUUGUUCCAUGUUUGACGAACAAUUAUGCAAAAAUAUCUAACUUUUUUUCUUGUUUAACAUUUGAGGUACAAACCUCUAUUCUUUUUUGGUUAAAAUAUUUUCAGCUUCAAACCGUCUCAUCCAUUAAUUUUCGUCUUCAGUAAACAUAGACUGUAUAGUGUACAUACAUAGAGCCAUCAGAUAUUUAAUUUAUUUUGUGAAGUUUAGCGCCUUACACUUUUUUACUUUUUAGAUCAUUCACACUAGUUAAAUGCUUUGAAUGUCAUUUUUUGUGUCAAAAUUUCGUAUUUCAUCAACAUUUUGAUAUAAUUUGACUUUUUUUUAACAAUGCUGCAUUCACUUUUAGUAUAUUAAAUGAAAGCACAUUUUUUUGUCAUGCACUAUAAAAAAAAA